CGGAUACUGAUUUGCUGCAACUAAACUUCUUAUCAACAGGUCUAUGUACGUCUAUUAAAAUUUCUAGAUAACAUUAUAUAAUGUCAGUUGAAGUAUUUUUAACAUAACCUUGAAUAACAAACUCAAGUGGGAGAUGUUUUAGAAGUAAGUGACUUUAUAAAUUAUAAAAUUUAGUUAUUUCUUAAAUUCGGUGACGGAAUUAUAUAAUUUGUUUCCCGCUAUGGCAAGUAAGGUACCCUCAGUUAAACUUAACAAUGGACGAGAAAUACCAGCUUUCGGUUUAGGAACGUGGAAGUCUAAACCAGGUGAAGUAACACAGGCAGUUAAAGAUGCCAUUGAUGCCGGAUACAGGCACAUUGAUUGUGCCUAUUUCUACGAAAACGAAGCUGAAGUAGGAGCUGCUUUAAAGGAUAAAAUUGACAGCGGAGUAGUAAAACGGGAAGAUCUGUUUAUUACCAGCAAACUUUGGGUUACUUUUAUGAAACCUGAAUUAGUGGAACCAACUUUCCAAGAGACACUCCAAAACUUAGGUCUCGAUUAUCUAGAUCUAUAUCUUGUUCACUGGCCAGCUGCUCUUAAGGAAGGAGGUGCUUUGUUGCCUAAGCGUCCAGACCACGAAACUCUUGGUAUCUUCAGCGACGUAGAUUAUUUAGACACAUGGAAAGAAGUAGAAAAACUUGCCAAAAAAGGUUUAGCCAAAUCCAUAGGUGUCUCCAAUUUUAAUAAAAGGCAACUAGAAAGAAUUCUUGCAAACGCCACCAUAAAACCAGUCAAUAAUCAGAUCGAGUGUCACCCAUACCUCAACCAGAAAAAACUUAUCGCCUUCUGCAAAUCCAAAGAUAUUUCCGUAACUGCCUACAGUCCCUUAGGUUCUCCAGACAGACCGUGGGCUAAACCUGGUGAUCCAAUUCUCACUGAAGAUCCUAAAAUUAAGAAGAUUGCAGAGAAAUACAAGAAAUCUAGUGCACAAGUAAUUCUAAGAUAUCUUUUGCAAUCUGGAGUAAUUCCAAUUCCAAAAUCAGUUAACAAGAAUAGAAUACAAGAGAACAUAAAUAUAUUUGACUUCGAGCUCUCAGCAGCUGAUGUAGCUGUAAUGGAUACCUUUGAUUGUAACGGAAGGGUAUGCUGGUAUGUCGAGGCCAUUGGACAUCCACACUAUCCUUUUAAUGAUGAGUACUAAGUGUAUAUAAUAUUAAAUAAAAAAAGUCACCAAUAUUUGUGUUUAAAUUUUAAUACAAUAAAAGUCAAAUACUAACAUCA
Messenger RNA from Diabrotica balteata, 1260 nucleotides. The record is from the annotation of a GenBank genome assembly. NCBI's taxonomy places the organism in Eukaryota, Metazoa, Arthropoda, Insecta, Coleoptera, Chrysomelidae.